CUCAGCAAAAGCAGACGUGUGUUAUUUUUUACUCGCGGUGCAGUGAAAUUAGUUUUUUUGAUAUUAAUUUGCUAACAAUAAUUUCCCCCAAGAAUAACCAUCAGUAAUGGAAGCCGAAUUCGAACCGUUAUCGCCCAGUUUGGGGAACAUUAUCGACCAGGAAACGCUGAAGUGGAUCUUCGUCGGUGGCAAAGGUGGUGUCGGGAAAACUACUUGCAGCUGCAGCUUGGCCGUCCAGCUGGCAAAGGUCCGCGAAUCGGUACUGAUCAUUUCGACCGAUCCCGCUCAUAAUAUCUCGGAUGCAUUCGAUCAGAAGUUUACCAAGGUACCGACUAAGGUCAAUGGGUUCGAUAACUUAUUUGCCAUGGAAAUCGAUCCGAACGUUGGCCUGAACGAACUCCCGGACGAGUACUUUGAGGGCGAAAACUCGGCCAUGAAACUGAGCAAGGGUGUUUUUCAGGAGAUCAUUGGAGCGCUGCCUGGUAUAGAUGAGGCUAUGAGCUACGCGGAAGUGAUGAAACUGGUCAAGGCGAUGAACUUCUCAGUAGUAGUCUUCGACACGGCCCCAACCGGUCACACACUUCGGCUGCUUUCCUUCCCGCAGGUCGUGGAAAAAGGUUUGGGCAAGCUUCUUCGCCUUAAAAUGAAACUUGCUCCAUUCAUCUCCCAGAUAGGGUCCCUUUUUGGGGUGCAAGAUUUCAAUGCCGAAACGUUAACCGGGAAGCUGGAAGAAAUGUUGACCAUCAUCCGGCAGGUUAACGAACAGUUCCGCAAUCCGGACCAAACCACCUUCGUGUGCGUUUGUAUAGCAGAGUUUUUGUCACUCUAUGAAACGGAACGAUUGGUGCAAGAGCUGACCAAGUGUGGCAUCGAUACGCACAACAUCAUCGUCAAUCAGCUGCUGUUCCGUCGCACCGGUCAAGAACCGUGCGCCAUGUGUUCGUCUCGGUACAAGGUGCAGGAGAAGUACCUGGAUCAGAUUGCCGAUUUGUACGAGGACUUCCACGUCGUUAAACUUCCACUGCUAGAUAAGGAAGUCCGGGGAGCGGAGAACGUGCAAAAGUUUUCCGAAAAUUUGAUUAAACCCUACAGUCCAAAUUAGGUGAUUGCAUGCAUGGGUGUUCUGUUGUAGGGUCCAGGGCGGGUGAGUUUUUCGUAUGGACAAGGUGAGUACGAGUUUCGAAAUCCUAGCGACAAAGUCGCGCAGGCUAGCUCUUAUCAAGACAUUUAUUACUUCCAACUGGUGUGUUUCGGUCAUGUCAGUUGGUUUACAUUUCUAUAUUUGUAUAUGAAAUCCUUAAUUUGUAAUAUAUAUUAGUCAUCA
This is a messenger RNA of Uranotaenia lowii, 1324 nucleotides long. Its product is annotated as ATPase ASNA1 homolog. Gene Ontology annotation, molecular function: ATP binding; ATP hydrolysis activity. Gene Ontology annotation, biological process: post-translational protein targeting to endoplasmic reticulum membrane. Gene Ontology annotation, cellular component: GET complex. Bases 107 to 1102 code for a protein of 331 amino acids. The transcript is spliced from 3 exons. The record is from RefSeq and is a predicted model, not a curated record. Lineage: Eukaryota; Metazoa; Arthropoda; Insecta; Diptera; Culicidae.